Molecule: messenger RNA, 2966 nt
Organism: Mytilus trossulus (common blue mussel)
Lineage: Eukaryota; Metazoa; Mollusca; Bivalvia; Mytilida; Mytilidae
Product: E3 ubiquitin-protein ligase TRIM56-like
Exons: 1
Coding region: 7-1572 (521 amino acids)
Molecular function (GO): zinc ion binding
Source: RefSeq, a predicted model, not a curated record
UCGGUAAUGGCGAAUGCAGCAAACAAAGACAUUUCAGAAAUGUCCAGGAAAGCAGCUACAAUAUUUGAUUGUUCAAUAUGUUUGGACGAGUUUAAAAAUCCAAAGUACCUGCCAUGUUUACACACAUAUUGUGAGACGUGUUUGCAAGCUUAUAUUGAAUCUACAGCAAAAACUGACGACAGAAAGACAUCUUUUGCUUGUCCUGUAUGUAGAUUGCCUGUAACCCUUCCCGAUUCUAGCAAUUAUACAUUUGGAACUAUCGCAAGCCAAUUACCCUUCAAUCAUCUUAUCUUCUCUUUGAUGACAGAUUCAAAAUCGAAGAAUAAAGUCUCAUACAGCUGUGAUCCAUGUGCACGUGUUGGAGAUGAUGUGAAAGCCAUGCAUUGGUGUCAGCAAUGUAACGAGUUGCUGUGCAGUCCAUGUCUUAAAAGUUUCCAUAACCGGCUGAAAGAUUCUGGAAAACAUAAAGUCUUGGCAAUUUCAGAGGGUCACAAAAUUCCCAAAUUACCUGACGAUGAGGUAAACGAACCUUGUGAUGCGCAUACCGGGAAGUUGUACGAAGUGUUUUGUUUAGACCAUUCUGAGAUGUGUUGCAUUAUCUGCUUGGCAGUAAAUCACCGCGAAUGUCGAAAUAUCAAACCUAUAGAGGAAGUUAUUGAGUUGUGUAUGGAAAAUAAAAUCGAGGUUGCAGUGAUUAAAGAUCUUAAUUGCAUAAAAAGACAAAUAACAGAAUUGAUAAAAAAUAAAAGGUACCAGAUAGUAAGAUUGAGUGCAGAAAAAGAAAGAAUUAUUUCAGAAUCCGAAUGCAGUAUUAACAAAGUUAUUGCCAAGCUAGAGAAGUUGAAAUCUGAAAUAAAAGCCAAUGUUUCUAAUACCUGUUUGUCUAAAGUUACACCAAUACAAGAACAAAUUGACAUAUUUUCUGGAUUCGAUGAAAAUAUUUCACAGAACGAAAGGUUCCUAACCACCGUGACAGACCAUGGAAAGGAUAAACAAGUCUUUCUCACUCUUCAAAAAAUCAAGAAAACGCUACACUUUCAGCGAAAAACGUUUGAAGAAGCUGCAGAAAAUGAUGAAACCGAUAACAGUAUAUUUGAACUCAUGCUGGACCAGUCACUGACGAACAUUUUAAUGAACAAGGAAAUUCCUUUUGACCUGAAUACAAAGCAGAUUAAAGGAUGGAAGGGUAAUUCGAAAACAGAAAUCAUUAAACAUCUAGAUAAAAUUGCCGAGCGAUUCGAUGGAAUACGAUCUUUAAAUAACAGAUCUCAAAGUAAAUACACAAAACAAACAGAUACUAAUUUGCAGGAAGAAAAAAAUCCUGACCAUACAUCCGUUAAAUCUAAUCAAACUGAGGCAGCUGGUUUUGCGCAUGAAGCUUUGUUUGAAAAUGAGGACGGUAUACUUCAAAUUUUUGAAGGAAACGAUCAAUCUGCAUCCAGUGAAGAAGAACAGGAUUCUUUAAAUUUACAUGACCGUUCGAUGAAAACUAUUUCAAGACGUCAUUCAAACCAGGAUCGGAGAAGAGGAAAAAGAGAAAAGAGACGGUUUCAGGAUAAAAACAAGCAUUAAAAUUUACUUGGUAAAAACAGUAAUCUUUUAAACUUGCAGUAUAUGUCUAAUUUUGUCAAGAUAUUUUUUUUAUCGAUUUGUGUAAUAGUUUAUUUCCCUAUUCUUUCGAGUAUGGCUAUUAUAAAGGAAAGGGAAAGUGUUUUAUUUCCAUUAAAUAGGCUCUCAAGGAGCAAAGUACAAUAUAAGACUUUAUAUCGAAAGUUUAACCACUGUAACCGUAAUCAUUUGACGUCCCCUCAAUAUAUUUUUGUAUGUAAUAGGGCAUAGCGUUACUGCUAUACAAAAGAUGGACUUCUUUCCGGUUGCGGUAAAAAGUCUUUCAAGCUCACUUAUGUUUUGGACAGAUAAAUGGAUUUGUUGAACUUGUUUAAAUAAAAGUAACCAAUGUUUCCAAUUGGACGAAAUGAAACCAGACAUAACCUUAUUUUUCAUAAUAACUCGAACGAUUCGGUCUUGGAAAUUGUUUUGUUUAACUAUAAACAUCAAGGUUAAUAUCAUGGUUCAUAUGAAUAUAACUACUUCAGUUAAGAUUCGUUCCGAACGGACAGAUUGUUUUAUAUGUCCUACGAUGAAUUAGUACUGCGAUAAGAAACUUUAUCUUAAAUGGUUUUAUGCAUAUCAACCCAUGUUUUGAAAUAAAUCGACACGAUAUACAUAUGCAAACUUUUAAAAAUGUGUUAUCUCUACAUUUUAAACGAUCACAUGCAUUUAUAUUCAUCUGAUCUACUAUUUCAUAUACUGUUUAAAAUAAUGUAGUAUUACGUAUUGACUGUUUAAUGUUGUUUUUUAAUGAAUAAAAAAAAUGGCCACUAUACAUAUUGGCCGGUAGGUAAAUCGACGGUGAUUUUCCUUACACAACACAAACAUCUCUAAAUUGAAACUUUUAUAUGACGAACGGAUUAAGUAAAUACUGAUAGAUUAUGAUUGAUAAGUUUGAAUUUGUUUUUUUAUCUAUCAAUUUUGACCUCAAUUUACAUGGACCUAUAUUUUAUGGUAUAUUGGUAAUAUAAAAUAUUUGUUUAAAAACAAGGUAGAGCUUCAUAUUCAUAAAACUGCCUUUGAAUAUAUAGAUUAGAAUAAUAUAAAAUAAAAUAGAAUAUUUGUAUUUGCCAAAUUAGGGAUCAAUGAUAGCGUAUAACAGGUAUAUAGGCAAUAGCAUCUUAAACAUUUUGCAGAUGGAAAAUACAAUAUUGACAAAAGGCAUGUAAUAAUGAUUUAUAAAAAAGGGGAAGUUUUUAAUUGUAUUUAAUGUAGAUCAGUUAAACUCUUGAAAAAUAUGUUAUAAUUAAAUAAAAGAUAAUAUAUGUAUUCAUUUUUUCUAACGCUCGGUACAGGGUAACUUUGUUUUCUUCUAAUUAUUAGUAUCUUUUAUAUCUUUACAAUUUACAAAAAGU